Porites evermanni is the source of this 1413-nucleotide messenger RNA. The record is from the annotation of a GenBank genome assembly. NCBI's taxonomy places the organism in Eukaryota, Metazoa, Cnidaria, Anthozoa, Scleractinia, Poritidae.
GGUUACAUACCUUCAUUUCUGGGUUCAAACAUUAAAGUAGUGGACUGGUUACCUCAGAAUGAUCUUCUGGGUCACAAGGAUAUCAAAGCUUUUGUGACUCAUGUAGGACACAACAGUCUUUAUGAGUCUGCAUAUCAUGGAGUUCCUGUGGUAGCUGUUCCAUUGUUCGCAGAUCAGUUUGCGAAUGCCAGAAAAGCGGAACAUUUUGGUCUUGGUUUGACAGUUAAUCACAGAGGUACUACUGUCCAACAACUUGUUGAAACAAUCGAGCUGGUCGUUAGAGAACCAAGGUGAUAUCUGGUUUCAGUUUCUUCCACUGUUAUAAGUGUGUAUAUGUAUAAGUGUUUUUAAGCGCAAAACGGUCGAUUUUUUUUUCGAAAUCGCUGCUUGCUAGAGGCCAACAUUCCCAACGGCAGUUUGAAACGAGAGAGGUUAGAAACUAACCACGCGUUUCUCUCCUAGUCUCCAUCUCCGCCUUCAAAGCCUCGCCUGUAGAACUUUUGGUUUUGUGACCAACUCAAAAUUAAGGCUAUUUUACAGCCAGUGUCUAUACGUAAAUAUCAAGGAAUAUUUCUUUCUUAGGCAAUAUGACUCUGCAAUCACGGUCAUAAUUGGCUGAAACAUUUUCGGAAACACAACAUAAGUACAUACAUACUCUGAGUUCUUGCCCGAGAACACUUGUUGCACUUCUCUCCUAUCCUUCCCUUUAUGUUGCUUUCAGUGGAUUAAGGCUUACAUGGGCAUAAACCUUUCGAAAUGAAGUUUGAAUGCUGGGGAAGAAAUGCGCAAGGUUUUCAACAAUUAUGACCGGGAAAUUUGCUGAAAAUGAUAAGUGUGAAUGCUUGCCUAAACUAAUUUCGGCAAACGAGGCCAGUUUUGCAACCUUUCCAUGACAUUAUAGUCGCCCCCCAAAAAAGGGAAUCCAAGACAGUCUUGGAUUCUGGAUUCCAGUCUUUGUCAGUGGAACUUAGAUUUCGGAUUACAAUCCUUAGUGGGAUUCCGGAUUCCUUGAACUGUAUUCCGGAUUCCAAAGUCCAGGAGCCGGAUUCCACAGCCAAAAUUUCCCGGAAUCAAUCGGGAAUCCAGAUUCCUUUUCAUGGGGCGAAUUAUAGCGUGGCUGUAUUUUUCAGAUUCAAGCAGAGUGCCAUGCGUAUCUCCAGACUGUUAAAAGACCGUCCACGCUCCCCUCUUCAAGAGACCUGUGAUUGGAUAGAGUAUGUGAUCAGACAUGGUGGAGCUCAGCAUCUCAGAGCUCAAGUGUUUAACAUCCCUUGGUAUCAGUACUACCUACUUGAUGUUAUAGCUUUCCUUGUUGCUAUGGUGACCUUGGUUGUCGUGGUGAUCAGGUUGAGCUGUACAUGCCUAUGUCGUUUGUGCUGUAAAAGGAGAAGCGACAAAACCAAGAAGGAUUAA